Messenger RNA from Daldinia caldariorum, 2824 nucleotides. RefSeq names its product recombinational repair protein. Gene Ontology annotation, cellular component: nucleus. The coding region runs from base 183 to 2591 and encodes 802 amino acids. NCBI's taxonomy places the organism in Eukaryota, Fungi, Ascomycota, Sordariomycetes, Xylariales, Hypoxylaceae. The transcript is spliced from 2 exons. Gene Ontology annotation, biological process: double-strand break repair via synthesis-dependent strand annealing; reciprocal meiotic recombination. The record is from RefSeq and is a predicted model, not a curated record. Gene Ontology annotation, molecular function: ATP-dependent chromatin remodeler activity; DNA translocase activity; hydrolase activity, acting on acid anhydrides.
GUCAACAAAAUGCUUACCUAGCAGCUAGUAAUUUCUAAUAAGUCAUCAUUAAUAAGUGGCAAACUCUAGAUUUCUAUACUUUUUCCUAUACCAUUUCCUAUACUUUAUCCAAAUUUGCUACACCAUAAUUCGAACCAUUUCUCGCUCCUUCAAAGAAUAACCCUUUUUGUAAGGGGGUGAAAAUGGCGAGUGCACCUACCACUCCUUUGGUAAAGCCGAACAAUACGCCAGGGAAACGUCUUCAUUCGCAGCAAUCUAGAGACCAACUUUUCAAGCCAUUCAAAUGUCCUGGUUCGGCUCUCAGGACCCCAGCUACCGAUCGCCCAGUUCGAAAAAAGAGAAAAGUCGAUUAUAAAGGUGCCGGUGGCGACGACUCGGAAGAUAAACCCUACACGAACGCCGACAGAUUGGCUUUAGCGAACCGAGAUGUCAACCGUUUUCCCGUCUUCCAGGCCAAAGAUAAAGACAAGGUUUUCAAGAAGGCUUUCAGCGUUCCUCUCAUCAACAAGAACAAUGGUUCUUACAAUCCCAAUCGUCCUCCACCAACGCUUGGUCUAAGACAAGGAGCCAUGUUUGUUGCUAAACCUUUACACGAUCCGAGCGGCGAGUUUGCUAUCGUGCUUCACGACCCAACUGUUGACGAUAAGCCGAAGGAGACUGGCAAAGAAGAAGGUGAUGAGCCUAAGAGCAGUACUCAGGAAAAGCUAGAUGCGCCCUUAGUCCAUAAGAGUCUAGCUGAGAUCUUGGGUAUCAAGAAGAAGGUCGACAAUGAACAUCCAAGAGUGCCAGUCGUAAUCGACCCGAGACUUGCCAAGGUUCUACGACCACAUCAGAUCGAAGGUGUCAAGUUUAUGUAUAGAUGUGUGACCGGCAUGAUUGAUGAAAAGGCCAACGGCUGUAUCAUGGCCGAUGAAAUGGGUCUCGGAAAGACGCUCCAAUGCAUUACACUCCUGUGGACUCUUCUAAAGCAAUCACCCGAUGCCGGGAAAACGACAAUACAAAAGGCCAUUGUUGCCUGUCCAUCCAGUUUGGUCCGAAAUUGGGCGAACGAACUUACCAAGUGGCUCGGCGCAGACGCCAUUACCCCUUUCGCAAUCGAUGGCAAGGCAUCUAAGGAGGAGUUAACACGACAACUGCGCCAAUGGGCCAUUGCUAGCGGUCGGGCGGUUACCCGACCAGUAAUUAUAGUUUCCUAUGAGACGCUUAGGCUGAAUGUUGAGGAGCUUAAAAAUACUCAAAUCGGUCUGAUGUUAUGCGACGAAGGCCAUCGAUUAAAGAAUGGAGACAGUCAAACAUUUACGGCGUUGAACAACCUCAGAGUUACAAGGAGAGUUAUCUUGUCUGGUACACCAAUCCAGAACGAUCUUUCUGAGUACUUCUCUCUAAUCAGCUUCGCAAAUCCCGGUUUGCUUGGCAAUCGACUCGAAUUCCGAAAGCGAUUUGAGCUUCCCAUUUUACGAGGUCGCGAUGCUGAUGCAAGUGAACAUGAUCGCAAGAAAGGUGACGAAUGUCUAGGUGAGCUGCUCGGUAUUGUCAACAAGUUCAUUAUCCGACGCACGAACGAUAUUCUAUCCAAAUAUCUUCCCGUCAAAUACGAGCACGUUGUGUUCUGCAACCUGGCCCCCUUCCAGCUCGAUUUGUAUAACUACUUCAUCAAGAGUCCAGAUAUCCAGGCUCUCCUACGUGGCAAGGGAAGCCAGCCGCUCAAGGCUAUUACUCUACUUAAAAAACUGUGCAAUCACCCAGAUUUACUUAACCUAUCGGAAGAUUUACCAGGAUGUGAAAAGUUCUGGCCCGAGGAUUAUACGCCGAAGGAUGCGCGUGGUCGUGAUCGAGAUAUCAAGCCGUGGUACUCGGGCAAGAUGCAGGUACUUGACCGUAUGCUAGCGCGCAUUCAUCAAGACACGAACGACAAGAUUGUCCUUAUCAGCAAUUACACUCAGACGCUUGACCUCUUCUCUCAACUCUGUCGCCAUCGCGGAUAUGGUCACCUGCGUCUUGACGGUACCAUGAACGUUACCAAACGGCAAAAGCUCGUCGACAAGUUCAACGAUCCCGAUGGUGGUGAAUUCGUCUUUCUACUCUCCAGCAAGGCUGGCGGUUGCGGUCUCAAUCUCAUUGGCGCUAACCGCCUCGUCUUAUUCGACCCGGAUUGGAACCCUGCCGCCGAUCAGCAGGCGCUAGCCCGUGUGUGGCGUGACGGGCAAAAGAAGGACUGUUUCGUGUACCGAUUCAUCGCUACUGGCACCAUCGAGGAGAAGAUCUUCCAGCGCCAGAGCCACAAGCAAUCCCUGUCGUCGUGCGUCGUCGACUCAGCCGAAGACGUAGAACGCCACUUCUCGCUAGACAGUCUGAGAGAGCUGUUCCAGUACAGACCGGACACGCUGAGCGAUACGCACGACACGUUCAAGUGCAAGAGGUGCAAACCCGACGGACGCCAGUUCAUUAAAGCCCCGGCUAUGUUGUAUGGUGACACGAGUACUUGGAAUCACUUCGUCAAUAAGGAUCUCAAGCCUAUACAGGAUUUGCUGCUGCGCCAGGAGUGUGGGGAGAGGGAGGUUUCGGCUGUUUUCCAGUAUAUCUCGCAUUAAGGUACAUACCUGCCUACAUACAUAUAUGUCUAAGAGAUUAGGAAGGUCUAAAUGAUGAUGUUUCUAGUUCUAGCAUGCUAGAAUAGCGUUAGAGGAUGGGUCCACGACAUUUGCAAUAGUAUGGUGUUAGGGCGCGGUUAUUGUUGCUCUGUUAGGUAGGUAGACUUGCUUGCUGCAUGGCGUUAUAGUGUCUAUCGCAAAAGACUUGAUGAGAGCACUUGAUAAUUAUAUGG